AUGCCAGUUUUUUGUAAACCAAGGUCUAUUCCAUUUGCAUAUAUUGAAAAAGUCGAAAGGGAACUUGAGCGUUUGGAAAAAGAAAAUGUGAUUGAGAAAGUGGAAAAUGCCCAAUGGGGUACACCUCUAGUGCCUGUGAUUAAGCCAAAUGGGACAGUAAGGUUAUGUGCAGAUUAUAAGACAACUAUAAAUAAGUAUUUAGAAGAUUAUAACUACCCAUUACCGAAAGUCGAAGAACUGUUUGUAGCUUUGCAAGGAGGAAAAUUUUUUAGUAAGUUAGAUUUUAUAAACGCUUAUAAUCAAUUGGAAAUAUGUGAAGAUACUCAAAAGUUAUUAGCAUGGAGUACACACAAAGGUAUAUAUAAAGUAAAGAGAUUGCCUUUUGGAACAAAACCGGCUUGUUCAAUUUUUCAGCAAGUAAUCGAAAAAGUCCUACAGGGUUUAAAAGGUGUAAAGAAUUUUUUGGAUGAUAUCAUUGUAACAGGAGUAGACGAUGAAGAUCAUUUGAACAAUUUGAGAGAAGUUUUUAAAAGAUUACUAGAUGCGGGUUUUAAACUAAAUGUGAAUAAAUGUUGUUUUUUUCAAAAGCAAGUAAAUUAUUUAGGACAUGUAAUUGAUGGGGAAGGAAUAAGGAAAGAUAAAGAUAAAGUAAAAGCUAUAGUUGAAGCAAGAAUACCACAAAAUGUGACAGAGGUUAAAGCUUUUGUAGGCAUGAUUAAUUACUAUGCCAAAUUUAUUCCAAAUUUGUCUACACUGUUGGGUCCUAUGUAUAAGCUAUUAAAAAAAAAUAUUACAUUUAAAUGGACAAACCAAUGUAAUGAAGCUUUUAAUAAGUCCAAGGAAGCAAUAACAUCAGAUUCGGUAUUAGUACAUUUUAAUCCUGAAAUACAAAUAAAACUUUUAUGUGAUGCUUCUGAAUAUGGGGUAGGUGCUGUUUUAGUUCAUGUUUUUUCUGAUGGAACAGAAAAACCUAUAAGUUAUGCUUCAAGGGUAUUAACGGUAGCUGAAAGAAAAUAUGCUGUGAUACAAAAGGAGGCUCUAGCUAUUUUCUGGAGUGUAAAAAAAUUUUCACAAUAUUUAUUAGGCAGAAAAUUCAUUUUAUGUUCGGACCAUAAACCAUUGUUAGCAUUAUUUGGGGAACAUAAUGGCAUUCCACGUAUGGCAUCAAAUAGAUUACAACGUUGGGCUUUAUUUUUGUCAGAAUUCGAUUAUGAAUUAAAAUAUGUGCAAGGCAGAAAUAAUUGUGCAGCUGAUGGGUUGUCCCGUUUACCAUUGGAAAUUAAAAGUGAUGAAAAUGAUAACGAGUACAGUUAUAUAGAUUUUGUGGAAGGAAUGAUACCUUUAGAUGUGUUGAAAAUUAAAAUAGAAACAAGGAAAGAUACAAUACUAAGUAAAGUUUAUAGUUGGGUUGAAGAAGGGUGGCCAGAAAAAGUUGAUUUAGAAUAUAAAGGUUAUUUUAUUAGAAAAAGUGAACUAAAUAUUGAAAAAGGUGUAAUUAUGUGGGGCUAUAGGGUAAUUAUUCCAAAUAAGUUGAGAAUAUUUUUAUUAAAAGAGAUACAUAGCACACAUGACGGUAUUGCAAAAAUGAAAGCGGUUGCCAGAUCUUAUUUUUGGUGGCCUGGACUUGACAAAGAAAUAGAAAGUUAUGUUAAAAGUUGUGAAGUCUGUGUAUCAUGUCAGGCUAGUCCAGUAGUAGAUAGGCAAGCUAAGUGGGCAGAAGCCGUUGGUCCUUUAGACAGAGUACAUUUAGAUUUUUUGUAUUUAAAUAACAAAAAUUAUUUAGUAUGGAUUGAUGCGUUUACAAAGUGGCCUGAAGUUAUAGAAAUGAGUAAAAUGAAUAGUGGGUAUUUAAUUGAGAAACUGAGGGAGAUUUUUGGACGUUUUGGCUUACCAAAUAAAAUCAUUUCUGAUAAUGGUCCACAAUUUCGUUCUAGUGAAUUCAUAGAAUUUUGUAAACAAAAUGGAAUUGUAUUUUAUACAUCACCACCUUUUCAUCCUGCUACAAAUGGUGCAGCUGAAAACGCAGUUAAAUCUCUUAAAAGAGGAAUAUACAAGGCAUUAAAAGAUAAAAUUAAUAAAGGUGUGACUGUGAGUACAUUAAUAAACAGAUAUUUAUUCAUGUAUAGAAACUCACCACAUUGGACAACAAAUGAAUGUCCGGCAAAAUUAAUGUUUGGGCGAAAGUUAAAAACUCGUUUAGAUUUUCUAAGACAUUCAAAAAUAAAGAAAAAUACUGAGAGUUAUAAAAAUAAAACUAUUAGAAAUGAAGUUUUCAAGGAAGGAGAUGUAGUCUAUGCGAGAGAUUUUUCUAAUCCAAAUAAAAAAAAUUGGGAAAAGGCAGUGAUAGAAGAAGUGUUAGGAAACAGAAAUUAUAUAGUUAGACUUGAAGAUAAAGAGUUAGUAUGGAGAAGACAUAUAAAUCACAUAAUUAAGUUGGAAGAAUUUAGUAAGUAUGAUGACUAUAUAAAAAACUAUGAAAAAGAGUUUUUAGAGGAAGUUAAAGAAAAAGAGAAAGAGAUAAAAACACAGGAGUUAGAAAUUAAAAAAGCUAGUGAAAAAGUUGAUGAAAAAGAGAAACAGAAUAUUACAGAUGUUAAUGUUAAUGAUAAAUUUAGUUUACCUGAAGUUAAACAAAAUAACGUUAGGCCUGUUAGAAACAAGAAGUCACCUAAACGUUUAGAUUUAUAA
Messenger RNA from Macrosiphum euphorbiae (potato aphid), 2688 nucleotides. The record is from the annotation of a GenBank genome assembly. NCBI's taxonomy places the organism in Eukaryota, Metazoa, Arthropoda, Insecta, Hemiptera, Aphididae.